AUGGUUGACAACAUUGUCCACAUUGAGCACGAUCGUGUUACCAACACCGUGUCAACUGAUUACCCUGGUUACCACAACUCUGAUGAAGACUUCUCGUGGAAUCUCGAGAAGUUCAAAAAUAGCUUUGACAUCAAGAUCUCCUAUGUCACUGAGAGGGCUGCAAACUUUGAUUUGAUCCAUAUCGACACCUCUAUAGCAAAUGCGUUCCGUCGUAUCAUGAUCUCCGAAGUUCCUUCUGUUGCUGCUGAACAGGUUUACAUCUUCAAUAACACAUCUGUUAUCCAAGAUGAGGUAUUGGCACACAGAAUAGGUUUAAUCCCAUUGAAAGUUGAUCCGGAUAACCUUAACUGGGUUGAUCAAACUGUCGAUGAGGAGAACAGAUUCACUGAUACAAACACCGUUGUCAUGUCUCUUGACAUUUCAUGUACAAGAAACCCACAUGCUCCAAAAAACACCACCGACCCAAAGGAACUCUACAGAAACUCCAACGUCUAUGCCCGUGAUUUGAAAUUUGAACCUCAAGGUUCACAAUUGGAGACUUUCAAAUCACCAGUGGUGCCUGCGGAUCCAGACAUCCUCCUUGCAAAGCUUAGACCUGGUCAAGAGAUCUCUUUAAAGAUCCACUGCGUCUUGGGUAUCGGUGCUGACCAUGCCAAAUUCUCUCCUGUUGCCACAGCUUCCUAUAGAUUACUUCCAACAAUUGACAUCACACAACCUAUUUCUGGUGAAGAUGCAAAGAAAUUCCAAAAAUGCUUCUCCACGGGUGUUAUUGGUAUAGAUGAGAAAGGUGAAGCAUACGUGAAGGAUGCAAGAAGAGAUACAGUUUCAAGAGAAGUCUUACGCCAUGAUGAGUUCAAAGGAAAAGUGAAGCUGGGAAGAAAGAGAGAUCACUUCAUCUUCAACGUUGAAUCUACAGGUGCAAUGUCACCAGAGGAGAUCUUCUUCAAGAGCGUCAGAAUCCUCAGAAACAAGUGUGAAUACCUUCGUAACUGUCCUAUUGGCCAAGCAUGA
Williopsis jadinii is the source of this 1011-nucleotide messenger RNA. It is a transcript of the gene RPC40, whose product is annotated as DNA-directed RNA polymerase core subunit RPC40. Gene Ontology annotation, molecular function: DNA binding; protein dimerization activity. Gene Ontology annotation, cellular component: RNA polymerase I complex; RNA polymerase III complex. Bases 1 to 1011 code for a protein of 336 amino acids. NCBI's taxonomy places the organism in Eukaryota, Fungi, Ascomycota, Saccharomycetes, Phaffomycetales, Wickerhamomycetaceae. The record is from RefSeq and is a predicted model, not a curated record. Gene Ontology annotation, biological process: DNA-templated transcription. The transcript has a single exon.